AUGGAGGCAACGAUAGUAUCACACCCAACAGGAAAUAAUGCAACGAUAUUGCUCAUGGGGUUGCGAAGAAGUGGUAAAUCCUCCAUAUGCAAAGUUGUUUUCCACAACAUGCAGCCGCUAGAUACAUUGUAUCUUGAAAGUACUUCAAAACCUACAAAUGAGCAGUUCUCCUCGCUUAUUGAUUUGUCAGUUAUGGAACUUCCCGGACAAUUGAACUAUUUCGAGCCAAAUUAUGAUUCAGAGCGAUUGUUUUCUUCGGUGGGAGCCUUGGUUUACGUCAUCGACUCCCAAGAUGAGUAUUUGAAUGCAUUAACAAAUUUAUCGAUGAUUAUUGAUUUUGCCUACAGAGUGAAUCCCAAGAUUAACAUAGAGGUCUUGAUACAUAAGGUUGAUGGAUUAAGUGAAGAUUAUAGAAUGGAUGCACAACAAGAUAUCAUGCAAAGAACAGGUGAUGAAUUGCUAGAUUUGGGUUUAGAGGGAGUUCUGGUGAGUUUUUACCUAACCUCCAUCUUCGACCACUCAGUGUACGAAGCGUUUUCCAGAAUAGUACAGCGAUUGAUUCCAGAAUUGUCGUCGUUGGAACAUAUGUUGGAUAAUCUCGUUCAACACUCAAAUAUCGAUAAGGUGUUUUUGUUUGAUGUUAAUUCAAAAAUAUACGUGGCAACAGAUUCACUGCCGGUUGAUAUACAAACUUAUGAAGUAUGUGCUGAAUUCAUUGAUAUAACCAUUGACUUGGAUGAUUUGUAUGUUGAAAGUGAACAAAGCAACAGCAAAACCGGGCUCAAAAGUGGUGGUGGCAGUAAAGAAUUGAGAUCGGUCAGUCAUCUAUCAAGUGGGUCUACAUUAUAUUUGAAGCAAAUGAUUAGAGGAUUGGCUUUGGUGGCUUUGAUUAGGAAUGAAAGCUCAAAUGAUACUGCAUCAGACACAGAAAAGUCGUUGACAAUCAUUGAAUACAAUGUUGAUUUGUUCAAACAAGCUUUGAUAAAGAUGUGGACUCAAAGCAAUCGCUAA
This is a messenger RNA of Lodderomyces theae, 1011 nucleotides long. RefSeq lists its product as uncharacterized. The record is from RefSeq and is a predicted model, not a curated record. The coding region runs from base 1 to 1011 and encodes 336 amino acids. The transcript has a single exon. NCBI's taxonomy places the organism in Eukaryota, Fungi, Ascomycota, Pichiomycetes, Serinales, Debaryomycetaceae. Gene Ontology annotation, biological process: positive regulation of TOR signaling; regulation of autophagy; cellular response to amino acid stimulus. Gene Ontology annotation, cellular component: nucleus; fungal-type vacuole membrane; Gtr1-Gtr2 GTPase complex. Gene Ontology annotation, molecular function: GTP binding; GTPase activity.